Molecule: messenger RNA, 1572 nt
Organism: Blepharisma stoltei
Lineage: Eukaryota; Ciliophora; Heterotrichea; Heterotrichida; Blepharismidae
Source: the annotation of a GenBank genome assembly
AUGGAUAUAGAAGAAGCAAUAUUUAGCCAUCCAAACUCGAGUAUUGAUAGAAUUCUGUCUCGAAUUGGCUUUGGCCGGUAUUCCUAUAGAUGUUAUUAUGUCAUUAUAAACAAUUAAUAUAAAUUUAAUUUAAUCAUUAUAAAAAACCAUAUAGUACUUGCCAUAAGCUAUCCUAAUAAAUUUCAAGCCAUUUUCUAAUAAUAAAAUAAAUUUAUAUCUUAUCCAAUAGGCAAAUAAAGGAUUUCAGCAUAUCAACUAAUGGUCCUCUGCCUUUGUGGAGCUUUCUUAAUGGCUGAAGGAGCUGAACUUCUCAUCGUCACAUUGAUGUCCUCAGUUCUCCAAAAAGAAUGAAACCUAAGCCUCGAAGUAGUCGAAUUCAUGGGCGGAAUCCUAUUUCUUGGCACAGCCAUUGGAACUCUCAUAGCAGGACCUUUAGGCAAUGCCUUUGGCAGACGAAAAUGCAUGGUCUUUUCCUCCCUUUCCUACUGCAUUUUUGCCGUAACCUCUGCUUUUAUGCCAGAUAUCUGGACUUUUGUAUGCACAAGGCUCUUUUUGUCCAUAAGUCUCGGUGUUUUAGUCCCAAUUGGCACCACCCUGAUUGUGGAGACUGGCAUAGAAAAUUCUAGAGGACUAUCCGUAUUAGCUGGACAAAUGCUUUACCAAGUAGGAACCACGAUGGUUAUUCUCCUUGGUCUUGCUUUAGUUCCAAACCUCGAUCCUCUCUAUUGGCGAGAACUUUUACUACUUGCAGCUUGGCCAGCUUUUUUCAGUACAAUUUUCCUAGUUUUCCUAUUGGACGAAAGUCCAAGGUGGCUGGCCAUGAACGAUCAGCACGACAAGUGUGUGAAGAUUUUGAAUAAAAUCGCGAGAAUAAAUAACGCCAGAAGAAUCACUGUAGAAGAAAUCGAAGCCGUCAAACUUAUAGAAAAAAGUGAAGCUGAAAACCAUUUAGAUAGGCUUGGAUUGGUGUUUGGAGGAGACUAUUUAAGAAUAACACUACAAGGAUUUUUCUUGUGGUGGGCUAUUGGGUUUUUAUACUAUGGCUGCGUGUUUAUUUUGCCAAGAACCCUCGGAAGUGACUCAUCUGAUGGAGAUGUCCUUACAAAUUUAGCAAUUAUGAGCGUAAUACAGUCCCCGCUUUCCCUAAUUCCAAUGUUUUUGAUAGAGCAAGACAAAUUUGGGAGAAAAAAUACAAUAGUUCUUGUGAGUGUAUUCCACUUGGGGACUUCAUUAUUAUGUGCUUUUAAGUGGACAAAUACACUUUAUUACUCAUUUGUGAUGGGGUUACAGAUAUGUGGGAUGGUGAAUAGUGAUGUGAUCGUCCCUUAUACAAAUGAGUUAUAUUCGACUAGUGUUAGGACGACAGGGUAUUCGUUGUGUUUUACGUUUAUGAAUAUAGCAGCUAUUUCGUCACCUUUUGUCCUGCUAACACUACAUCAGAUGAAUCCUAUGUACCCUUAUUAUGCAUUUGCGGGAGUAGCUGCUUUGAAUUUGGUUAAUGGGUGCUUUUUGAAGAAAGAGUCAAAUCUUGGAUCGCUGGAUACUUUUAUAGUAAGUAUCAAUAAAAUUUAA